Alosa alosa (allis shad) is the source of this 3823-nucleotide messenger RNA. RefSeq names its product oocyte zinc finger protein XlCOF6. Bases 587 to 2677 code for a protein of 696 amino acids. The transcript has 5 exons. NCBI's taxonomy places the organism in Eukaryota, Metazoa, Chordata, Actinopteri, Clupeiformes, Clupeidae. Gene Ontology annotation, biological process: regulation of cytokine production; negative regulation of transcription by RNA polymerase II; regulation of immune system process. The record is from RefSeq and is a predicted model, not a curated record.
GAGACUGGCUUUUCAGUGCUAAAUUGUUUCGUCAUGACAGCAGAACGACGUGGUUGGUUGAACGUCACAUACGUAAUGUGAGACGCGACGCAAGCAAAGAAGGAUCUUCCGGUAUCAACACUUGAUCAGAUGGUAGUGUCAAGGAGGUUUUUAGUUGACUGAUUCGGCCAGGUAGACUAUUACAUAAACGCAAAGGGACGGUUACCAAAAAGACUGAUGAGUGUUGAAAGAUGGCGUUUCUUUUUCCAGUAUCAUUGCAAGAGGACAAGUCAAGACUGGUUGUGAGAAAUUGGAUACUUGCAUGCUAAAAACAGAUCAGUAGUCUGACAGACAAUAAGACUUUGUUCAGCUAGCUAAUCCUACAAAUGUUACUAGCUACAGAAUGGCAAUACCUAUAUGUUUCUGUGCUAAAAUCCACACUUAAUUUUCAAGCUGUUUUUUGUCGUGUCGAGUUUCAAUGACCUGAGUUAUUUUCUGUGUAGCCUUGUUAUUUGAUACGCACGAUUUACUUCUAACCUUCUUGUCUCAAGGAUAACACCAUCCAUUUUAAAGGAGGACUGACCAUUAACUAAGGUCCAGCAGAAUAAUGAAAGUCACCUCGGCGAAAAAGAAGCCAUUCUCCCACAAGAGGAAUGGGAUAACAGGCAACAAAGACAAUCUUGAAGUGCUUGUGAAGUUAGAACGCUUGCCUCAAGUAGAUGAACUUGUCGAGUGCAAAACCAAACGCCCUGGAUACACAGAGGCUAGUGCUGGCUGUAGCCUUUCUGACAGAGUCCAAAUUAAAGAAGAACCAAGUCACGAUGAAACGCAGUCAAUCAAAGAAGAGGCGACAUCUGCAGAGCCCUGUCCUUCGGAACCUGUCUUUCCCAAGCAAGAACCGGGCUGCGAGACGUGGGCUAUGCAAAUAAAAACAGAGCCAGAAUCUGACUUCGAGAUCUCACCGUCAGGAGAGGAAGAUCUAAGCCCUGUUAAGCGAGAGGAUGAAGACAUCAAGCUGGAGGCAUCUGAGGAUGGUAAAGCCUCGGAUACAGUCCACUCUGGUCAGUUCUUCCCGUGUCCACACUGCUCCAUGUCCUUCACCGAUUGCUCCUACCUGGACAAGCACCUGAAGUGGACCCAUCAGCUGGAGUACCAUGCCCUGCUGGAGAAGCAGGCGGCAGAGGAGCCAGAGGGCCUCCGCCAGAUGGUCCAGUGCCCCGACUGCAGUAGCCGCUUCUUCACCCUGCGCCAGCUUCAGGCCCACGAGCGUCAGGCGCACCCCAAGCCCCUGGAGCCGCCGCCCCGCAAGCGCCACACCUGCCCACAGUGCGCCCGCUCCUUCCACUACCUGGCCAGCCUCCAGAAGCACUGUCGGCGCUGGCACCGGCUGCAGACGGUCAGCAGCGACGGGCAGCUGAGCUGCGCCCGCUGCGGGAAGAGCUUCGCCGGCACGUGGGGCCAGGGCCCGCACCACUGCCCGCCGCCAGGAGCCCCGGCCGAGCCGAGAGACGAAAUGGACGACGCGAAGGCGGACAGCGAGGGUCCGGCCGCGAGGAGCCCUGAUUGCAAGGAGCUGCUCUUCCGGUGCCCCAGCUGCGGUAAGGGCUACCGGACGGUGCAGAAACAUCUUGGCACGCUGGGCCUCGACACCGGCCGGCCGCGUCGCGGUGCUCGACUCGCGGUCGGGCGCCACGACAACAGCAGCCUGCACAAGCACGCGCGCAUCCACACGGGCCUCAAGCCCUUCGCCUGCCCGCAUUGCGCCAAGCGCUUCGGCCGCAUGACGCACCUCAACUCGCACCUGCUCACGCACACGGGCCUCAAGCCCUUCCCGUGCGGCCAGUGCGGCCACAGCUUCAGCCACCGCACCGAGCUGCGCAACCACCUGCGCAGCCACUCGGGCGAGAAGCCCUUCCGCUGCGGCGACUGCGGCAAAGGCUUCGCCGUCAUGGGAAACCUCCGUGUGCACCAGCGCACGCACAGCCAGGAGAAGACGCACCAGUGCGGCGAGUGCGGAAGGCAGUUCGCCGACGCCAGCGUGCUCAGGAAGCACCUCCGCGUGCAUCGGGCGGUAGGCCCGCGACCACUGCACGGCUUCCUGCGUAAGCGCUUCACGCGCGUGGCCCACCUGAAGAACCACCAGCGCACGCACACCGGGCGAAUGCGUAAUGUUCUAUUCCACUUUCUCUCACAGGAGAAGACGCACCAGUGCGGCGAGUGCGGAAGGCAGUUCGCCGACGCCAGCGUGCUCAGGAAGCACCUCCGCGUGCACACGGGCGAGCGUCCGUACCACUGCACGGCCUGCGGCAAGCGCUUCACGCGCGUGGCCCACCUGAAGAACCACCAGCGCACGCACACCGGCGAGCGGCCGUACGCCUGCGGCGAGUGCGGCAAAAGCUUCGCCCAGUCCGGCGACCUCACCAAGCACCGGCGCACGCACACGGGCGAGAAGCCCUACGCGUGUCCCGACUGCCCACGGCGCUACAACAACUCCGGCGACCUGGGCAAGCACCGGCGCAGCCACACGGGCCAGAGGCCCUACACCUGCCAGGAGUGCAGCAAGGGCUUCCUCAUGGUGCACCACCUCAAGACCCACAUGCGCACGCACACCGGCGAGAGGCCGUACCUGUGCCCGCACUGCCCGCUCACCUUCAGCCGGGCACACCACCUGAGUGGGCAUGUCCGCAAAAGCCACUGAGGGACGAGUGGCUGGCCAAGAGCAGCGGUUAUCCUGAUGUUACGGACACCCAAGGACGGAAGAACAGAGAAAUGCAUCCUAUUUGGACAGAUUCAAGACUGUGUGUUAAAUGCACCCUUCAGUAGGUUAUGACUGACACUAAUACCACUGAAAUAAACUUAAACAACAGUGACAAUUAAUCCAUGAAGUGAUCACUGACUAGAUUGCUGAUAAGCAAUUUCACUGUCCGUUGCUGACCAUCACUGACCGUCCAUUGCCAUUGUAGUAGGGCAGUGGUGGCUUAGGAUGUAGAGGAGUCGUCCAGUAACUGGAUGAUUACUGGUUUGAACCCUACUUCUCCUGACCCUGUCAAAAUGUCCUUAAGGAAGACACUGAACUCCAAACUGCUCCCGAUGUACAGGUUGGCCUUGCCUUGCACGGCAGCCUCUGCCAUCAGUGUAUGAGUGUGUGUGAAUGGGUUAAUGUGAGACAUUGUAAAGCGCUUUGAGUGCUCGUAGGAGUAGAAACGCGCUAUAUAAGUGCAGUCCAUUCACAAUUCUGUGUCCUGUCUGAUCACAGAUGUUCUAGGCCUUUCCUAGUCCACUGACGAUGGAAGGUGAGAUUUGGUGGGAUGCCGGUAACGGUCAUCACCAAUGAAAUGGAAAGUGGAUUGAAAAUGUAAAUUCACAGAUUUACGAUGAUUUACAAUGCCGUUACGUAAACUAAGUAGAUUAGGCUUGAGGUCAACUUCCUCACAUUUUUGGUGUUGCUUUUUAUUGCCCAUCGCUGCAUGACGGUGAUCACUUUGAAUACCAAAGUACUGAUUGUUUUAAAAUAUCACAUUUGGAGAUGAUUGUUAAUUUGCCACAUAGCAAGAUACUUUUGACUGACUUAAAGCUUGAUACGUCAGUCAUCCUAGUGAUCAACUGUCAUUUCAUAUACCGUUCACAUGGCUAAAUCCUUAUGAUUAAUGUUGAGAUAUGACAUCCAAGGCUUUGAUUACAGUGUGCUUCAUAUAGCAGGUAGUAUCCAAAUGAUGUGUAAUUUAUUCCUGACAGGCUGGGGUAGAAAGAGAAGUGAUGACUGUGUUAAUUCAUUAAUUAUUUUUAUUGUAUCUAUGCUCAUGAAAUUAAUAAAUAUGAAAGGCUGGAAAGCUUUCUGUACAAA